Messenger RNA from Podospora anserina S mat+, 957 nucleotides. RefSeq lists its product as uncharacterized. NCBI's taxonomy places the organism in Eukaryota, Fungi, Ascomycota, Sordariomycetes, Sordariales, Podosporaceae. Gene Ontology annotation, molecular function: RNA polymerase II cis-regulatory region sequence-specific DNA binding; DNA-binding transcription factor activity, RNA polymerase II-specific. The transcript is spliced from 4 exons. Bases 1 to 957 code for a protein of 318 amino acids. Gene Ontology annotation, biological process: regulation of transcription by RNA polymerase II. Gene Ontology annotation, cellular component: chromatin. The record is from RefSeq and is a predicted model, not a curated record.
AUGGCUAGUCUCAAGUUCAUAAUGGAUGUCAACGACGACCACCAGGUGCCGGACCGUCAACAGGCCCAGAAUAAUAAAAAGGCCAAGGUCCCAAUCAAGCCGGCCACUACCGGUCAGCUACCAGAAGAACCCAACCCACUACCACACCCGAGGCAUGCUAGUAGUUCCGGUCUGGCCGCCGAAGAGGAUAUCAACCCCCCUUCCCCCUCUACCCUGAACAAGAAACGUGCUGCUUCCUCAAGGGGUCCCAAGCCAACGACGACAACAUCAACCACAACCCCAACUGCCCCCCAAGGAACGGCAAGCGGAUCACUGGAUACUCCAGUCCCAUCGACGACCUUGUCUCCUGCCACCGCACGACCCUCAGUCCGUCGUCGAAGCACGACAAGCACCGACUCAAUGGACCGGUCAGGAGGCUACGGAUCUCCCGCCUCGUCGUCAUCAAUGGGAGGCGGACCCAUGAGACCUAUGCCCCCUCAUCCUCAACCAUCUGAUGCAGUACCGAUGAGACUUACCCCCAUCACUGGUCGUGUGAGCAGAGCGAAGAAGGGCGUUCCGGUACAUGUCUGCGAGCUUUGCAAACCAGCCAAGACCUUCACAAGAGCCGAGCACUUGAGGCGUCACCAACUCAGCCAUGAAGAGCCUCAAUUUCGUUGCUCGGGCUGUGACAAGGCAUUUCAUCGCCAAGAUCUGUUGACUAGACAUCAGCAGAAGAAGCCAGUCCAUAUGCUGUGCCAUCACCAAGACCACCACAGCCAAUACAGAUCUCUGGGUCACAGAGCAGCUCAUCAGUGCCGGCCCAAGGGUCUGGGCAAACACUUUCCACCGCGGCCGUCUCUUCUGAGACGCCUUCAACAACAUAUUCUCAGCCCGCCAGCUCGCCUCAUCCAACCGCAGAUUACAGAGGGGCCGCACCUGAAUACGAGGCCUACCCAAUGUCCCCGACACCCAUUCUAG